Messenger RNA from Motacilla alba alba, 8062 nucleotides. RefSeq names its product WD repeat domain 17 (gene WDR17). Gene Ontology annotation, molecular function: protein binding. Bases 3505 to 7434 code for a protein of 1309 amino acids. The record is from RefSeq and is a predicted model, not a curated record. NCBI's taxonomy places the organism in Eukaryota, Metazoa, Chordata, Aves, Passeriformes, Motacillidae. The transcript has 30 exons.
UAUUUUCUCUUUUACUGUUUUUAUAUUUUUCUUAUUUAAGCUGCUCUUUAUUAUUAUAUUGAUAAUAUCAAAAGUAGUAUUUCUAUAGUGGUAUAGGAAGAGAUUUUUAGUAGUUUUAGUGAGGUGUUGAAUUAUAAAUAAAGCAUAUCCAAAAUGAGUUUUUUGAAAAUUAAUGUUGCUGCAUAAAAGGUACUGGAAGUGACAAUGACAUACUUGCAUUUUUUAGGUUGCAUAAUUAAACAAGUAAUAAUUUUUAAUAUGCAAUGAGAUGGAACGCAAACAUUACAUUUUGUUUUAUUAGAAGGAAUUAAUAUGCAUGGAUAAAAAUAAAAUAGUUAUAGGUAGUAAUAGGGUAAACCAAAAAUAUUUGGGAGAGAUUAAAUUCACCUAGGGUCAUUUCCAAGUUGUAUCUUGGAUAGCUUUAUGUUUUUAUUAGCAUUUUUCUGAGGAGGAGUUGUUACUAUAGCAACAUUUGCAGGAUAACUUGGAUUUAUUUUUAGCAUUUAUUAGUUGCAUGUCUACAGCUGCUUUCAUAGAUUUAUGGUGGGAAAUGAAUAUAAGUCACAUUUCUUUCACUGUAUUAAAGUCUUUUAUGGUACCUUAUAUUUCUGUUAUUUCUUUUUCUGUUUUCAUUGUCUAUGGUCAGCUAGUUAGAAUGCAGGAAAUGCUAGUGAAAGCAGCUGCUUUCAUAGUAUUAUUGUGUAUUACUUGAUAAUGCCAGCUAUAUGCUCACAAGUAUAAAAAAACUGGCAGAUAUUAAUACUGUUCCACUGUUCUCAUUUUACAUGUCACUCAUGAUAUGGAUACUUCAGAUGUAGAAUUACCUUUUAAUAGCUGUCAUCAGGGAUUCAGAUGUGAGAUGUGUCAAGAGGUAACUUUAUCUGAAAUCAGAACAGGCUUGGCAAUUUGCCAGCAGAAAAGCAAUCUUCUGGUGACUGUUGUAGCUCUGGAUUGGAAGAUGAGAACAGAAUCUUAUGCAGACUCUUAGAUGCUUCGUACUGUGAUCAGGCAUGGUUGUAUACAUAUCUCUGUGUAUUGCACACAUCAUCUGCAAACUAUGAUUAAGCAAUGCUCCGCAGAUAAUGGCUUUGUUAUCACUGCUAGAUGCUUUCAUAUUGAUUAGGUGUGUAGUCCAACAUUGCUGGUGAUUUACUGUUAGAAAUAUCAGCAUUUCUCCAUGCUUGGAGAAAUGUGUGGCUAGUAUGGCUCUUUAGAUUAUCUUGUUAAGGUGGCACAAUAAAGGGUAUUCUAGUUAAAUGCACUAGUAUAGUGAAGACAAUCAAAAGCGCUACUUUGUAAGACUUAUUAUGUAACAUUUUUUUAAUGUUAUUGCCUUAUGUUUUCUAAGCAAGGUAUCUAUCUUGGAUUAAUACAUUUGGGUUUUAUUUUGACUGUUUGUUUCUGAAAAACAGCCUCAGGCUGUGAUUUCAAGUUUCAAACUUUAAGGAAAUGUCCAAAACUUCUUCCCUUGUGAAGCCAGAGAUCCUGUGGUUAAAUCAGUUCUGUUAGUGAUUUGGGUACAAGUUUAUUGUGAGGGUUUAAAAUGGCAGUGAACACUAGUAGAACAUUUGUUAAUUUCAAAUAAUCUUUUAAAUCAGAGUAUUAUUUUCCUGGUCAGUGUCUGAAUAAGUGAAUACCCAUUUUGAACACUUGCUAGGUUGUCAUAGGUUAGGAAAUGUCAUCUGCAAAUUCUGGUUGCAAGAGUCUAGCCAAAGCUUCUGGUAUUUUUGGGGAAUCUUGUUGAAAUUUAAAGCCUUGUCCAAGGCACCCUCUUCCUUACUGUGGUUGGCCUUCUGGUUAUCUGGGAGCUAUACAUGGCCUAUGUGCCAUGAACUAUAUGUGCUUCACAAAAUUAGAAAAAACUUUUCCAAUUUUUGCAAAUUAUCUAUACUGCUUAGUGGUAAGCCACCAACCAGCCUGGCACUUUAAUAAGCAGUAGAUUGCCUUGGUAGAAUUCUCCUGGAAAGUAUGAAGGGCUUCACUUGUGUAGAGAAGUACAUGUGUAAACCUACAUAAUUAUUCUACAUUGUUCUACAUUGUGACUGUCACUACUAAUAUAGGCAGACUUCAUUCAUCUUUUGCCCAGAAGCAGUUGCUUGAGUAGUGUGUGUUGUCUCAGACUAUUCAGAGACCUGCAGUAGUAACUGCAGUUUAGUAAGCCAUGUCAAGAGUGCAAAUUGGUUAGCAUUUUGCAGUAUUCCAAAGUAGGAAGAACUUUUGUUUUUUCUGUCAAUGUUUUCAUAUUGUAAGUUAUAUAUUGGCUUUUAAGCUGUAUAUAUACCAGAGUAUUUCCAUAUACACCAGAGUAUUUCCAAUUACCCUUAUUUCAUGAGUCAGGAAAAAUGAAUAAGAAUUUAAUUUCCUGACAUGACUAUAAUAUGUUUGAUGGUUCUCAGUUCCACUGGAGGAACACCAGUGCUAAUUAUGUUUGUGUUUUUACUUGUGUCUCAGUGCUGUUGAGGCAGACAUUGUCAGUCAGAAGUAAUUUUCUGCUCUGUCUUGCAAACAUGCCAACAUUUCUUCAUAAGUUUGAAGACCUUCAAGCUUUUAGCAAGAUAAAAUGAUUGUUGAUUAUCUGGUGCUUCUAACUGGUCCCACUGGAUAGGGUAAUGAAUUUGAAACUCUGUGGUUCACAGGUGACAUUUUCAUCUCCAAUGGAUUUCCUCCCAGGGAUGGGUAAAUAUACCCAAUGUUUUCAAGGAGAAAUAAUGUGAUAUAAUGUCUUUAUAUCACUAAAGAUCUUACUAAUUAUUAUGUUAUCAUUGAUUUGCUGGCAAAAAUAUUGGUACCUUGGGACAGUAGUGUGGAUGAGAUAUAACAGUUUUAUAUGUCAGACAUACAGGAGUGACAGCAAGCUUUCCACAUAAGAGACAAACCCACAUAAGAGAAGAAACAAACCUGAUGAAAAAUAAUGACAAUAGAGUGAACAGAAGCAGAAGACACUAGCACUUUACUGUUUGUAGCUGUUAAGAAACUACACUGAGGCAUAUUGAUUAACAUUAGGCUACUCUAUGUCCACUUUUGUAUGCAUGCCAUAUUGCAUAUUUGGAUCGGUCAAACACCACAUGGACUACAAUCAAAGCACAUGUGAGCAUCUGUUGUUGCUUGUGCUUGAUGGUUAGACAUUUAUGGAUGCUGAUAAUAUGCAAGCACUGUAUUGAUAAUGAAAGUGUUAAGUGGUGGGUUUAAAGAGCUAUUAUUAUUCUACAAGUGUUUUCAUAGUACGAUUGGGAAAUACAGUGAAAUACACUGAGUAGCUGAAGCAGAGAAAAAGGAGUUAGAUUAAAAUUAAAAUGGUGCCUGUUAAAUAGCUGCAGUUGCCAGGCUACUGGCACUGCAGUUUUGUGUGUGGUGUGACACAACACUCAGUCUGUUCUCCUGCAUCCUGUAGUAACUGCAUUAUUCGUGAACAUCGAGAUUUAGUUCCUCCAUCUGUCAAGUAAAGUGAUUUCAUUCUACAAUGAGAACAAUAUUUUCCAUUUUUGGGACGAGCAAUGUAUUUGAAUGAAUUUGGAAAUUCUAAAGUGCUUUGCAAAAAUUGAUACCUAUGCUAAGGCAAAAAUGUCACAUGUGAAGCAAGUGGGACUUUUAGCUGCUGGAUGUCAGCCAUGGAACAAGGAUAUAUGUGCCGCUAGUGGGGACAGAUUUGCCUACUGUGCUACCCUUGCUGUUUAUAUUUAUCAACUGGAUCACCGAUACAAUGAAUUCAAGCUCCAUGCGAUUAUGUCUGAGCACAAGAAGACAAUCACAGCCAUAUCUUGGUGUCCCCACAACCCUGACGUGUUUGCAAGUGCCAGUGCAGAUAGUUUAGUGAUCAUAUGGAAUGUGAAUGAACAGAAAGUUGUGGCCAAGCUGGACAAUACAAAAGGAAUUCCUGCGUCCCUUGGCUGGUGCUGGAAUGCAGGUGACGCAGUUGCAUUUGUGUCGCACAGAGGUCCACUGUACAUUUGGACUAUCUCAGGACCUGACAGCGGGGUAACUGUGCACAGAGAAGCACAUAGUUUCUUGUCAGAUAUCAGUCUGUUUAGAUGGCAUCCAAAGAAAAAAGGGAAGGUGGUAUUUGGACAUACUGAUGGAAGCUUAUCUAUUUUUCAAUCAGGUUCUAAAAAUCAGAAACAUGUCUUAAGACCUGAGUCUCUUGAAGGAACAGACGAAGAGGAUCCAGUUACAGCUCUGGAGUGGGACCCUUUGUCAACUGAUUACCUUCUUGUUGCUAAUUUACAUAAUGGUAUUCGACUAGUUGAUUCUGAAUCUCUGUCCUGUAUCACAACUUUUAGUUUUCCCAGUGCAGCAGCAUCUGUUCAGUGUUUAGCCUGGGUUUCUAGUGCACCUGGAAUGUUUAUAACUGGAGAUUCUCAGGUUGGUGUGUUACGUGUUUGGAAUGUUUCACGUACAACACCUAUAGAUAAUUUUAAAUUGAAGCAAACUGGUUUCCACGGCUUGCAUGUGCUAAGUUCUCCUCCAAAAAAAAAGUCAUGUUCAUCACAGUAUCCUACUAAAAAUCAACAUACAUCUUCAACAAGUGAGGCUGUUCCUCCUCCAACUUUAACCCAAAACCAAGCAUUUUCUCUUCCUCCUGGUCAUACGGUCUGUUGCUUCAUGGAUGGUGGAGUGGGGCUUUAUGACAUGGGAGCCAAAAAGUGGGAUUUCCUUAGAGAUUUGGGACAUGUUGAGACCAUCUUUGAUUGCAAAUUCAAACCUGAUAAUCCUGAUCUUCUUGCUACAGCUUCAUUUGAUGGCACAAUAAAAGUUUGGGACAUAAAUACUUUAUCAGCGGUUUAUACAUCUCCUGGUAAUGAGGGGGUUAUUUAUUCCAUUUCUUGGGCUCCAGGCAAUCUGAACUGCAUAGCGGGUGGAACAUCCAGAAAUGGUGGCUUUAUCUGGGAUGUUCGAAAAGGCAAAAUGAUAACCAGAUUCAGUGAGCAUGGAAAGAAUGGAAUCUUCUGCAUUGCCUGGAGUCAUAAAGAUUCCAAAAGAAUAGCAACCUGCAGCAGUGAUGGAUUUUGUAUUAUUCGAACCAUCGAUGGCAAUGUUCUUCACAAGUACAAACAUCCAGCUGCAGUGUUUGGCUGUGAUUGGAGCCAAAACAACAAAGAUAUGAUAGCUACUGGUUGUGAGGAUAAAAAUGUUCGCGUUUACUACUUGGCAACCAGCUCUGAUCAACCACUGAAAGUUUUUGCUGGGCAUACUGCAAAGGUAUUUCAUGUUCGGUGGUCUCCUCUCAGAGAAGGAAUCCUCUGCAGUGGCUCUGAUGAUGGUACCGUUCGGAUAUGGGAUUAUACACAAGAUGCUUGUAUCAAUGUUCUUAGUGGACAUACAGCUCCAGUACGGGGAUUGAUGUGGAAUCCUGAAAUUCCUUACCUUCUAAUAUCUGGCAGUUGGGACUAUACAAUUCGAGUCUGGGACACAAGAGAUGGAACAUGUUUGGACACAGUUUAUGAUCAUGGUGCAGAUGUAUAUGGAUUAACGUGUCAUCCUAGUCGUCCAUUUACUAUGGCAUCUUGCUCUCGUGAUUCCACUGUGAGACUCUGGUCAUUGACACCUCUUAUAAACCCUCUACAAAUAAAUGUCGUAACAGACAGAUGUUGGGAUGAUAUUAUUGGCAGUACAGAUCGCGCUGUGGAGUCUGGAGCUCCUCCAUUGCUCUGUGGUAAAGUUUCCAGGGAUAUUAAACAAGAAUUGGAAAAAUUAUCAGGAAGUCCUCGAGGAAAAAAACUCAGGUGGUUUUCAGAAUUUUUUUCACCUCCAGGAGGCAGCAAAAAUUUAUGGGAUUUGGUUGCUGUAAUAAAGGGACAGGAUGACAGUUUGCUUCCACAAAACUACUGCAAAGGAAUUAUGCAUAUAAAACACCUCAUUAGAUUCAGACUGUCCAAGGCACAAGAACUGACAACAGUAAAGAUGUCUAAAUUUGGAGGUGGUAUUGGUGCACCAAGCAAAGAGGAGAGACUCAAAGAAGCUGCAGAAAUACAUUUAAGACUGGGACAAAUUCAGCGAUAUUGUGAACUAAUGGUAGAACUCGGAGAGUGGGACAAAGCUCUCUCAGUUGCACCUGGUGUAUCAAUGAAAUAUUGGCGGAAGUUAAUGCAAAGGAGAGCUGAUCAGUUAAUUCAGGAAGAAAAUGAUGAUGUCAUCCCAUACUGUAUAGCUAUUGGAGAUGUGAAGAAACUGGUUUCUUUCUUUACUUCAAGAGGUCAGCUUAAAGAGGCUCUACUUGUUGCACAGGCAGCUUGUGAAGGAAAUAUACAGAUGUUACCACUCUCCACAACAAGUGGAACUUCAAAUUCUGGUGGAAACAAUACAGAUGAUUAUAAUGAUCUCCUGCAGAAGGUCAGUAAAGAACUGGCAGAUUGGUAUUUCCAGGAUGGUCGUGCAGUGCUUGCAGCAUGUUGUCAUCUGGCUGUUGAAAAUAUAGAGCUUGCGAUGGCAAACCUGAUUCGUGGAAAUGAACUGGAGCUGGCAAUCAGUGUGGGUACUGUCUUGGGAGAAAGUGCAGCACAAGCAACACAUUAUGCCCUAGAAUUACUAGCAAGAAAAUGUAUGGCAGUAACAACAUGCUUCCCAUCACUUGGAUACAGGGAUUUAGCAGUUGAUCUUCUUAUGAUGAUUCCUGAUAAUAAACUGCAGUUAGUAAAACUAUGUGCUUUUUAUCCUGGAUGCACAGCAGAAAUAAAUGACCUGCAUGAAAAGUGUAAUCUUCCUGAUGUGGAAGAAUGUAUGCGAGUGGCAGAGACAAUUCAGGCAGAUGGGGAUGUAUUUGAAACAAUAAAGUACUAUCUCUUAAGCACAGAACCUGAAAAGGCUCUCCCUGUUGGCAUUCAGUAUGUGAAAGAACAACUUUGUGGCUCAGAUUGGACUUUAGAUUCAGUCUUUCCAUAUCUUGAUCUUUUAAGUUACAUACGGACUGAACAGUUAAUGUUGCCUAAGUGUAGUGAGUUUCGGAAUGAGUUGCUGAUUUUGUGUGGUUACGUUGGUGCCUUACUUGCUAUCAGAAGACAGUACAACAGCAUUGUACCUGCACUAUAUGAGUAUACAAGUCAGCUUUUAAAAAGACGGGAAGUAUCUGUACCUUUGAAAAUUGAACAGCUUUCUGAGGAAUUAGAUGCAUGGAGAGCUUGCACACAAUCAAACAAGCCUACGGAUGAGUUGCCAUGCACCCCACCCUCUGAAUCGCAGAGAGCGCUGUAUUCAGUUCUUGUCUCGCGAAUUCAGGGGGAGCCUCUGAAAGGAAUGGUUGGGCCAGACUGUGUCACUGGAUCAAAUCUUCCCAGUCAUUCAGAUGUUCAUACCUCUUGUUUGACAGGACUAAAGAUCCAGGGCCCUGUGUUCUUCCUCGAAGAUGGAAAAUCUACUAUUUCACUGAAUGAUGCUUUGAUGUGGGCCAAAGUGAAUCCUUUUUCACCAUUAGGAACAGGAAUACGACUUAAUCCAUUUUGAUGAGGUGUUUCCUCUGUACUUUAUAGUGCUUAAAAUAACACUCUGGGAGUUAAUGCUGAUUUAACCUUGAUUGUCAAAGGACAGAGAGGUGGUAGUUGAUUUCUCCUGACAGUCAAUUACUUGAACUUCGAAAAUUUUAAAAUGAGAACAAAAGGAUUUCUAUACAAAUGUUUUUUGAGAAUCCAAAGAAAAGAGUUACUUGAUAAUCCAAAGAAAAAGUCCUAAUUUCAUAUAUAGCCAUGUCAUUUUUUAGUAAGAAUAUUGUCAUCAGACAAUUAUUUUUGUCAACUCUGUGUGAAUAGAUGCUUUGUAAAGUAAGCAACUAUCUACAUAUUACCAAAAUAUUGAUAAUAAACUGUGAAACCCAUAAACACUCUUCCAAAUAUAUAAUCAUAGAAUGACUUUAUUGACAACAACUCCAAAGUUUUUUUAGAAUGACUGGAAUAUUUUGGCUGUUUCACACUGUCCCCCUUUUUAAUUUGAACUAAUUUUUACACACAGGGUUCUAUAGCAAAAGUAAAAUUUAAAGAGUAGGUGUUUCUUUCAUCCACUUGUUAUUGUGCUUUAAUAGCAGUACAAAUAGAAGGUCACUUAUGUUUUGUUUAGAUUAUCUAUGUUUUGUUUAGAU